AUGUCUGCUGCGCUCGACGACGGCGUCAGCGUCGAUUCCUUACCAGUCUCUUCCACACCUAAUCUCAAGCGACUACCCUGCAGGUCUCGUCAUCCCUUUCCUUGGGAAACACCUGGACCUAAGCCCAUCCUUACGUCCUCCGACUCCUGUGACAUAUCAUCAUCCAGAGCGCUGACAAUUGACACUCCUUGGACCGACUCGUUGACACAACUAUGGAUCGACGUGUCCAUUAAACCGUACGAACGAGAUCUUGAACAUAAGAUCCCUAUGGACCGUACGCUCUUUCCAUCAAGCACCGUUGAUGCUGUACGGCUCGUCAGUGAGAGGAUGGUGGAGUUGGAGUGUAUAGUAGGCAGUGGAAAGGAAAUCGUCAGGAGGGUUGUAGUCAGACCUGUGGUGUGGGCGAUGAGAUGGGCUGUGGACGUGGCGUGGCCCACUGCCUCAAGGAGCGCGAGUAAUGCGGGACCGAAAAGUGUUGGUCAUGCUGGUGAUGAUGAGAGUUUAAGAACCGUUGCAGUUUCGGAAAAGGCUGUCAAGAGGCGUAUUCGAUGUGGGUCUGAAGUUUCCUCCUCAACUCUGACUGACAAUCCACCGAAAUCCAAAUCCUCAAGACAUAUCACCACCUCAGACUACGACGCAUUCCUAAGCAUGCUCACUACGCUCCAAACCGUCACUCAAUCCCUUAUUGCCCGCCUCGACCUCCGCCUCGACCACAAUCAUCACGCCAGAGACAUAGUCGUAUACCGUUCGACCGCGUAUCUUGUGACAGAAUGGGAAGAGGAAAGCCGAGCCACGGUCCAGUCUUUUGCGCACGUAUUCGUAUUUCUUGGCUUGGCUAAAACGCUGUUGAAGAACGGUGGUAUCGCUCGCUACGAAACAACCAACCUGGGGAUCAACCUAAGUUCCAUACGUGCCAUACUCAAUGGCCUAGUCCGCCCUCCACCUCCCUCUACGCCCUCAUCUCCAUCGUAUUCCGCUUCGUUCCGCAGCGGACGAACUACCCUCAUCGGGUCGAAACAUGAGAAGAGGUCGGACGGCAGUCACGAACGGGCUGUGGUCACAGCCAAAACAUCAGAGAACAACUUGCCACCGAUUGAAGAUACGAAGGACGCGUUAAAGCGGCUGGAAUGGACAAUGAGAGUGUUCGCGUUGCGGGAGAAAUUAAGUGAGGAGCAGAAACGGAAGAAUUACGAGGAACAUAGUCUUUGAUCAGUACUGUAGUGAAGUGACUCACUGUCCGUGUAUGAUUUACUUAUAGAGGCAGAGGCACCGAUUUUGAAACGAAUAUAUC
Stereum hirsutum FP-91666 SS1 is the source of this 1291-nucleotide messenger RNA. RefSeq lists its product as uncharacterized. The transcript has 5 exons. The record is from RefSeq and is a predicted model, not a curated record. The coding region runs from base 1 to 1209 and encodes 402 amino acids. NCBI's taxonomy places the organism in Eukaryota, Fungi, Basidiomycota, Agaricomycetes, Russulales, Stereaceae.